Messenger RNA from Chrysochloris asiatica (Cape golden mole), 1951 nucleotides. RefSeq names its product E74-like factor 2 (ets domain transcription factor) (gene ELF2). The record is from RefSeq and is a predicted model, not a curated record. Gene Ontology annotation, cellular component: nucleus. Gene Ontology annotation, molecular function: sequence-specific DNA binding; DNA-binding transcription factor activity, RNA polymerase II-specific. Gene Ontology annotation, biological process: cell differentiation; regulation of transcription by RNA polymerase II. The transcript has 7 exons. Bases 135 to 1703 code for a protein of 522 amino acids. NCBI's taxonomy places the organism in Eukaryota, Metazoa, Chordata, Mammalia, Afrosoricida, Chrysochloridae.
GAGUGUGUGCGAGUGCGUGAGUGUGGCUGGAGCACGGCGUGUGUCUCGGGCCGCUGGUUCCGCCUCCUUCCCCCUGCCGCCGCUGCUCACGGUGUAAGUCAAUGUGAAGCAGCAGCUCCAGCCCCGGGAUAAACAUGGCGACGUCUCUGCAUGAGGGACCCACGAACCAGCUGGAUCUGCUCAUCCGGGCUGUGGAAGCAUCAGUUCACAGCAGUAAUGCACAUUGUACAGAUAAGACAAUUGAAGCUGCUGAAGCCCUACUUCAUAUGGAAUCUCCUACCUGCUUGAGGGAGUCACGAAGUCCUGAGUUUAUCCAUGCUGCUAUGAGGCCAGAUGUCAUUACAGAAACUGUAGUGGAGGUGUCGACUGAAGAGUCUGAACCAAUGGAUACCUCUCCUAUUCCUACAUCACCAGAUAGCCAUGAACCCAUGAAAAAGAAAAAAGUUGGCCGAAAACCAAAGGCCCAGCCAUCACCAAUUUCCAAUGGGUCACCUGAAUUAGGUAUAAAGAAGAAACCUAGAGAAGGAAAAGGAAACACAAUCUAUUUGUGGGAGUUUCUUUUAGAUCUACUUCAAGAUAAAAAUACUUGUCCUCGGUAUAUUAAGUGGACUCAGAGAGAAAAAGGCAUAUUCAAGCUUGUGGAUUCAAAGGCUGUCUCCAAGCUUUGGGGAAAGCAUAAGAACAAACCAGACAUGAACUAUGAAACUAUGGGACGAGCUUUGAGGUAUUACUACCAAAGGGGGAUUCUUGCAAAGGUUGAAGGACAGAGGCUUGUAUAUCAGUUCAAGGAUAUGCCCAAAAAUAUAGUGGUCAUAGACGAUGACAAAAGUGAAACCUGUCAUGAAGAUUUAACAGCAGCAACUGAUGAAAAGUCAUUAGAACGAGUGUCACUGUCUGCAGAAAGUCUCCUGAAAGCAGCAACCUCUGUACGUGGUGGGAAAAAUUCAUCUCCUCUCAACUGUUCCAGAGCAGAGAAGGGUGUACCUAGAGUUGUGAAUCUCACUUCCCCGGGUCAUGAUGCUUCAUCCAGGUCUCCUACUACCACAGCAUCUGUAUCAGCCACAGCAGCUCCAAGGACAGUUCGUGUGGCAAUGCAAGUACCUGUUGUAAUGACAUCAUUGGGUCAGAAAAUUUCAACUGUGGCAGUCCAGUCAGUGAAUGCAGGUGCACCAUUAAUCACCAGUACUAGUCCAACAACAGCAACCUCUCCAAAGGUAGUCAUUCAGACAAUCCCUACUGUGAUGCCAGCCUCUACUGAAAGUGGAGACAAAAUCACCAUGCAGCCUGCCAAAAUUAUUACCAUCCCAGCUACACAACUUGCACAGUGUCAACUGCAGACAAAGUCUAGUCUGACUGGAUCAGGGAGUAUUAACAUUGUUGGAACGCCAUUGGCUGUGCGAGCACUUACCCCUGUUUCACUAGCCCACGGUGCACCUGUAAUGAGACUAUCAGUGCCUACCCAGCAGGCAUCUGGCCAGACUCCUCCCCGAGUUAUCAGUGCUGUCAUCAAAGGGCCAGAGGUUAAAUCGGAAGCAGUGGCAAAAAAGCAGGAGCAUGAUGUGAAAACUCUGCAGCUGGUACAAGAUGAGAAACCAGCAGAUGGAAAUAAGACAGUGACCCACGUAGUGGUGGUCAGUGCGCCUUCAGCUAUUGCCCUUCCUGUAACUAUGAAAACAGAAGGACUAGUGACAUGUGAGAAAUAAAAUAGCAACUCUACAUGGACUGUUGGUAGUUGGCUCAACAGUACUGACUUGUCAUCAGGAAAAGUCAAAAGAAGACUUUAAAACAUUUUUAAGGCAUAUAAGGAAACAAUCACACUUACUGGAAGUAAAUUACCUAGCCCAUGUUUCAGUGGGAAAUGAACUACAUACUGAGAUGCUGACAGAAAACUGCCUCUUACUAUGGGAAACAACUGAACCCAUCAGUAGAAAAAGGAUUGCAAGGGACCAAG